GCUCGCGCGUGCGCACGGGGCGCCCGCUUUGGGUUCUUGCACGCGAGUCUACACGAGGUGAGAGGGACAUGGAGGACUCGACUUCGACUUCCGCCGCAACCGCAGCGUCGACUCCAGAGACCCAGGUCGCAGUGGAGCAGCUGGACAAAGGGCAGAUCAAAAAGGCAGUGGAAGCUCUGUUGACCCAUUCCAGGUCCAGGAAAAACGCGAAUGGAUUGCUUUUGAAUGAGAAUGAAAAUUUCUUUUUAAUGGUGGUAUUAUGGAAAAUUCCAAGUAAAGAACUGAGGGUCAGAUUACCCUUGCCUCAUAGUAUUCGAUCAGAUUUGGCAGAGAUCUGUUUAUUUACUAAGGAUGAACCCAAUGUAACUCCCGAAAAGACGGAGCGUUUUUAUAAGAGGCUUUUGAAGAAGCAUGGAAUUAAAACCAUUUCUCAGAUUAUCCCCUUCAGAACUUUAAAAAAGGAAUACAAAGCUUAUGAAGCCAAGCUCCGCCUCGUGGGUAGUUUCGACUUCUUCCUUACGGAUGCAAGAAUCAGGCGGCUCUUACCCUCCCACCUAGGGAGACAUUUCUACAACAGGAAGAAAGUUCCAGUCCCUGUGAACCUUCUGGCCAAGAACCUCUCCAGAGAGAUCAACGAAUCGAUUGGCGGAACGGUCUUAAACGUCUCUAACAGUGGUUCAUGCAGCACUAUCCGCAUCGGUCACACUGGAAUGCAAGUUCAGCACAUCGUCGAAAACAUUGUUGCUGUCGUGAAAAAACUUGCACAGAAAUUGCCGGAGAAGUGGGAGAGCGUGAAACUCUUGUACGUGAAGACCGAGAGGUCGGUCGCCCUUCCCGUCUUUUCUUCAUUUGUGAGCAGUCAGGAUGAAGCCAACGGGGUGCGCACUCCUAGUCAGAAGAAAAAAGAAGCAAGGAAAAUACAAAAACAAAAAGAAUAUCGUGAAAAACAAAAGGAGAAGAAAAGAAAUGAAAGUCUUGUAAAACAGGCUACAUCGGCUGUGACCUCAGAGGAAAUGUGA
Molecule: messenger RNA, 1019 nt
Organism: Hipposideros armiger (great roundleaf bat)
Lineage: Eukaryota; Metazoa; Chordata; Mammalia; Chiroptera; Hipposideridae
Product: ribosomal L1 domain-containing protein 1-like
Exons: 9
Coding region: 69-1019 (316 amino acids)
Molecular function (GO): RNA binding
Source: RefSeq, a predicted model, not a curated record